Diversispora eburnea is the source of this 633-nucleotide messenger RNA. The record is from the annotation of a GenBank genome assembly. NCBI's taxonomy places the organism in Eukaryota, Fungi, Glomeromycota, Glomeromycetes, Diversisporales, Diversisporaceae.
AUGGAAGAACAAUCUAUUACAAGUGAUGACAAAAAUUUUCAAAAUGAAAAAUUUUCAUCUAGUUCUAUUGAUGCUUCACUUGUAAGGCCACCAUUCCCUCCCCGGAUAACGUCAUCAGAUCUUGUAUCCAACAAAAAGAAUGGUGACAUGCCAUCUAGAAGCCCCAAUGCGUUUAUGAUUUAUCGUAAACUAUUUGUGGAUUCACUCCACAAUGAGGGGCAUUAUUUAAGCAUGACGUCUGCCUCUUCCUUGGCGUCCGCCUCCUGGGGGACGGAGCGAGAGUCGGUGAAAGCAGAAUAUAAACGGUUGGCUGAUGAAGCAAAAAGUCAACACUUAAAAUUAUUUUCUAAUAAGAUUAUUAGAAAAAAGAGAAAUAGAAAAAACAGAAACACGGCGAAUCAAACAACGUCGUGGUUUAAUCUUAUUCCUAAAAUUCCAGAGACUCCGGAACUUAAUUUAGAAAAUAAUUUCGAUUUUACAGCAAUAAAUCUUGAAUUAUAUAAUCAAGAUUUAUAUUAUUAUAAUGAUAAUGGCAAUUUACUCAUACAAGCUCAAAUAUAUGAACAAAUUCAGCAGCAACCAGAUUAUUAUUCCAAUUAUUCCAAUUAUUUUAACCCUUGGCCUUUUCAAUAA